AUGGCUCGAAUCGGCGUUGCUCUCAUUGGAGGCGGGCUCUUCGCCAAGAUGGAACACAUGCCUGGGAUUAUGAAAUGUGAUUCUUUGGAACUCAAAGCCAUUUACUCGAGAUCCUUGAAAUCUGCCAAGAAUACCGCAACGCUCAGCACCAAAGGCCAGAUUGAUUUAUACUCGACAGAUUCUGGUGAGGGAAAAUCACUCAAAAACCUCCUCGCGCGUCACGACAUCUCUGCAGUAAUAAUUGCGCUGCCGAUAGCAACCCAAACGUCCUUCAUCGAGCUUGCGAUUCGGGCAGGCAAACACGUACUGGCCGAGAAACCCAUCGCCCCAGACGUAGAUGCUGCCAAAAAGCUUGUCGAUGCCGUCUCAGGACUCCAAGCCACCUACUCUAUCGCGGAAAAUUACAGAUUCAUUCCGAAGUUUAUUUUCGCUGCCAAGGAGUCAGAGAAGUUGGGCAAGGUGGAACAUUUCAGCGUCAAGGUUUUCAGCUUCAUGCCCGCCGAUUCAUUCUGGUAUGAGACAGAAUGGAGGAGAAACCCACGGCAUCAGGGCGGACCCUUGUUGGACGGCGGUGUUCAUUACGCCGCUGCUACAAGACUGUUUCUUAAAGGGGAAUCCAAGGCUACUAGUGUUCAUGCCUUGACGAACUUGACUCAGCAACACCUACCUCCAAUCGACACGGUCAAUGCUGUUGUCAAGACAGACUCUGGAGCUAGCGGAACUGUGCAAUUUUCAUUCGGUUCACGCAUGGAGUCGUUCGAAUGGGAUUUUGCUUUUGAGAAGGGGUCUGUGAAGCUUUCGGGAAACACUGUUACCGUAAAGCCUAUGGAUGGCGACGAAAUUGUCAGAGAAUUUCCUGAAACCAGCGGUGUUGGUGAGGAGAUUGCCGCGUGGGCUGAGGGUUUGGUGACUGGAAAGCCAGAUCCACGACAGUCUCCGCAGGAAGCAAUGGCAGAUGUGGAAUUUCUGGAGAUGAUGUUCAGGAGUGGUGAGGAAGAUGGCGCAUCGAAGAACUACACGUUACAGUAG
Ilyonectria robusta is the source of this 1029-nucleotide messenger RNA. RefSeq lists its product as uncharacterized. Gene Ontology annotation, molecular function: nucleotide binding; oxidoreductase activity. Gene Ontology annotation, biological process: NADPH regeneration. The coding region runs from base 1 to 1029 and encodes 342 amino acids. Gene Ontology annotation, cellular component: cytoplasm. The transcript is spliced from 2 exons. NCBI's taxonomy places the organism in Eukaryota, Fungi, Ascomycota, Sordariomycetes, Hypocreales, Nectriaceae. The record is from RefSeq and is a predicted model, not a curated record.